AUGAAGCUCCUCUCCUUUGUUCCGCUCAUAGCCGCAUCGACCUCCACAAACGUUUAUGACAGCAAGACUAUCGUAUCGGUCACCUUCGCCGAUGCUUUCGUCGACGUUCGGGAUGUCCCAAAGCGUCUCGAAGAUGCCAAGGUCGCGCUCAAGCCUGGAAUGGCCGCCUUCCUGAAGACGGCAACUAUCAAGACUUUGAAGUCCUCGGGCUUGCAGGUGGUUGCUACUUCCGAGGACACAGUGAGCUUCGACGAUCUUUGUGCCUACUUGAAGGAGGCGGCCUCCAAACUCUCCGGUCUGGACUGUGAAUGCUCUCCUAAUUUCGCCAUCAAGGAAGAGGACACUAGUGACGAUCUCGGCGUGAAUGAUCCGAAUGCUUCCUUGCAAAGGGCAUUCAAGCGGAUGAACAUGCAAGAC
Perkinsus marinus ATCC 50983 is the source of this 417-nucleotide messenger RNA. RefSeq lists its product as hypothetical. The record is from RefSeq and is a predicted model, not a curated record. The annotation marks the transcript as partial. The transcript has a single exon. NCBI's taxonomy places the organism in Eukaryota, Perkinsozoa, Perkinsida, Perkinsidae.